Messenger RNA from Mesorhabditis belari, 405 nucleotides. The record is from the annotation of a GenBank genome assembly. NCBI's taxonomy places the organism in Eukaryota, Metazoa, Nematoda, Chromadorea, Rhabditida, Rhabditidae.
AUGAUAGAUGCUACGUUAAAAGUGAAAGAGUCUAACCGAAUCGGCAUCGACAAACGAUCAUUGAUCGCCGAGAAGAAAGCGGCCAGUAGCGUGACCUGCGCAAUCACCACAAGCACUGAUGGAUCGGAGGACGGGCUCAUCCAUUGCUUCAAGAAGGAUGGUCCAAUCCCCGAAGGAGCCAAACAACUCGCCGAUGCUCGAAUUGAACGCGCCAUCUCCGGAAUCAACAAUCACCUUUCAUCAAUCGAAUUGGAAGAAGAUAUUGGCUACGGCUGUGAGCUUUUCGCGCACGACAGUGAGAAAUGCAACUACGCGUGUCGCUCGAUUUUCAAUUGUAAUUGGGGCAAAUGUGUUGGAUGGCUGGAACACAAGUGCGCUUGUUUCAAUGGAGAUAACUCGCGUUAU